Molecule: messenger RNA, 780 nt
Organism: Knipowitschia caucasica
Lineage: Eukaryota; Metazoa; Chordata; Actinopteri; Gobiiformes; Gobiidae
Source: the annotation of a GenBank genome assembly
AUGGGACAGGAAACUGGCAGGCAGAUUAAACCCCCAUGGGACACAGUGUUCCCCUGCGACAGGACACCACCAUCUGAAGGAGUGCAGAGGCGGAAGCAGGACGGGCAAAGAGGUGUGGACAGGAGCGGUAGAGCAAAGGCAGAAGAAGAGGAGUUCGUGUCAGAGGAGGGAGAGGAACAGGCCGAGGAGGGAGAGGAGCAGGCCGAGGAGGGAGAGGAGCAGGCCGAGGAGGGAGAGGAGCAGGCCGAGGAGGGAGAGGAACAGGCCGAGGAGGGAGAGGAACAGGCCGAGGAGGGAGAGGAGCAGGCCGAGGAGGGAGAGGAGCAGGCCGAGGAGGGAGAGGAGCAGGCCGAGGAGGGAGAGGAACAGGCCGAGGAGGGAGAGGAACAGGCCGAGGAGGGAGAGGAGCAGGCCGAGGAGGGAGAGGAGCAGGCCGAGGAGGGAGAGGAACAGGCCGAGGAGGGAGAGGAACAGGCCGAGGAGGGAGAGGAGCAGGCCGAGGAGGGAGAGGAGCAGGCCGAGGAGGGAGAGGAACAGGCCGAGGAGGGAGAGGAGCAGGCCGAGGAGGGAGAGGAGCAGGCCGAGGAGGGAGAGGAACAGGCCGAGGAGGGAGAGGAACAGGCCGAGGAGGGAGAGGAGCAGGCCGAGGAGGGAGAGGAACAGGCCGAGGAGGGAGAGGAACAGGCCGAGGAGGGAGAGGAGCAGGCCGAGGAGGGAGAGGAGCAGGCCGAGGAGGGACACACCCGGACUAUUGUGUUUCCAAUUGUUACUGUACUGUAG